GCAAAUUCAAACUCCAAACCACCACCGGUUCACACCGGAGCCACCAUGUCAAUCUCCGAUCACCGCCACCUUUUCAUCAUCACCUUCCUCCUUUUCUUAUCUUCUCGAUAUUCAUUAGCUCAAACCCGAAACCAAACGACGCCGUCUUCGACCUCCAACUUCCCAUGGAAUCCGUCCCAAAACAGAAUUCUGUUAUCUAACAACUCGGUUUUUGCAACCGGUUUCCUUCCAUCACUAAACUCAACAGACAGUUUCAUUUUCUCGAUAUAUUAUUUUAAUAUAUCCCCGAUUACUGUUAUAUGGUCGGUUAACCAGGAUUCCCCGGUUAACCGAUCCACGUCACUUAUAAUUACCCAAUCAGGGGAGCUCCGUCUAGGGAACCUCCAGUUCCCUGGAGCUCCCACAUCAUCCAACACCACAACACAACUGCUCCAGCUCAAUAACGACGGUAGUCUGUCGUUUGGGAGUUGGAGCAGUUUUCGGUACCCAACCAAUACAAUUGUUCCAAACCAAAACAUAAACGGAACUAUUCUGUCUGUAAAGGUCCCCACUGACAAAAUGUUCCGUUUUGUUGGGAAAGAAUUGAAAUUUAACGGAACAUACGACCAAGAAACAUCGUAUUAUACCAUUAAUAACGCGUUUUUAAAGCUAGAUGAUCAAGGGAAGGUUGAGCUAGAAAACGGCGCAUCGUUUAUCACCUCGGACUACGGUGAUAACGUCUUGCGACGACUAAAACUCGACGAUAAUGGGAAUUUAAGAAUUUAUUCUUAUGAUUCAAACUCGAGUCAAUGGAAUGUUGCUUGGCAAGCUGUAGCUGAGCUAUGUUUGAUAAGGGGGACUUGUGGCCCGAAUUUUAUAUGUAUGUAUGGCGAUAAUUAUGAUACUACAGUUUGUGAUUGCCCACCCGGAUUUCAACGAAUUUCGGGCCGUAGUGGUGAAGAAUGUCAAAGGAAAAUUCCGGUUGGAAAUAGUAACAAGUUUUUGCAGUUGGAUUAUGUGAAUUUUACUGGGCCUGCGGCUGAGACAAACUCGUGGCCCAUUACGGCCUCGAACUUUUCCUUGUGUGAAUCUACGUGCUCGAAUGACCCGGAUUGUCUUGGGUUCGGGUAUAAGUAUGAUGGUCAAAGAUAUUGUGUGCUUGUGAGCCGGUUAUAUUAUGGAUUUUGGUCUCCGGCGACAGAACAGACUUUUUUUCUUAAGGUUGAUAAGUCUGAGACCGAUCAGACGAAUUUUACGGGCUUGACGAGUAUUCUAGAGACGACUUGCCCGGUUCAAGUUAGCUUGCCUUUACCGCCAGAAGAGUCAAAGUCCACAACCCGAAAUAUUGCUAUUAUAUCGACUUUGUUUGCGGCCGAGUUGAUAAGUGGUGUGGCGUUCUUUUGGGCUUUUCUCAAGAAAUAUGUUAAGUAUCGAGAUAUGGCCCGAACAUUUGGGCUGGAGUUUUUGCCGGCGGGUGGGCCAAAGAGGUUUAGUUAUGCUGAGCUUAAAACGGCUACAAAUGAUUUUUCGAGCACGAAUGUUGUGGGGAAAGGUGGGUUUGGUGAUGUUUAUAAAGGGGUGUUGACCGAUCAUCGGAUUGUUGCGGUCAAAUGCUUGAAAAAUGUUACGGGUGGAGAUAACGAGUUUUGGGCCGAGGUCACGAUUAUUGCUAGAAUGCACCAUUUAAAUCUGGUGAGAUUGUGGGGUUUUUGUGCCGAGAAGGGUCAGAGAAUACUUGUUUAUGAGUAUGUGCCAAACGGGUCGCUGGAUAAGUUCCUGUUCCAUGCGGGUAAAGUUGACUACUCGAAUGGAGACGGAGAAGUAGAGGAUGACAAGUUGUUAGAUCGAAAGCCCAUACUCGAUUGGGGUAUUAGAUAUCGUAUAGCUCUUGGAGUGGCGAGGGCUAUUGCGUAUCUUCACGAGGAAUGUUUAGAAUGGGUGCUGCAUUGUGACAUCAAACCCGAGAACAUACUUAUUGGGGCCGAUUUUUGCCCCAAGAUAUCAGACUUUGGGUUGUCAAAACUAAGAAAGAAAGAAGACAUGGUUAGCUACUCAAGGAUGCGUGGGACUCGUGGAUACAUGGCACCCGAAUGGGUAAAGAGUGAUCAAAUCACACCAAAGGCGGAUGUUUACAGUUUUGGAAUGGUGUUGUUAGAGAUUGUGACCGGGGUGCGUAACUUUGACAUCCAAGGUUCAAAAAUGGAUAGUGAAGAUUGGUACUUCCCUAGAUGGGCAUUUGAUAAAGUUUACAAAGAAAUGAACAUUGAGGACAUUUUGGACAGCCAAAUCAAGAGAUCAUAUGAUAGUCGACUUCAUGAGGAAAUGAUCACAAGGAUGGUUAAGACCGCGAUAUGGUGUCUUCAAGACCGGCCUGAAAUGAGACCAUCGAUGGGGAAGGUGGCUAAAAUGCUUGAAGGUACAGUGGAGAUCAUUGAGCCCAAAAAGCCCACAAUAUUCUUUCUGGGUGACGAGUAGAUGAUUUUGUUUCAUGAAAAUAUAAUUUAUCAUAAUUUAAACAUGUCAUAGUAAAAAAAGAAGGUUUUGUUUUAGUUAUGUUGAAUUUGUUAACUUUUUUUAGCGGUCCUGUCGUUCAACAAUGACGGGCUGGCGGCCCGGGUGUAAGACUUGUAAAUGAAAAAUAAAUGUUGGUGCAA
Messenger RNA from Erigeron canadensis, 2633 nucleotides. Its product is annotated as G-type lectin S-receptor-like serine/threonine-protein kinase At1g34300. Lineage: Eukaryota; Viridiplantae; Streptophyta; Magnoliopsida; Asterales; Asteraceae. The coding region runs from base 46 to 2454 and encodes 802 amino acids. Gene Ontology annotation, molecular function: ATP binding; protein serine/threonine kinase activity. The record is from RefSeq and is a predicted model, not a curated record. The transcript has a single exon. Gene Ontology annotation, biological process: recognition of pollen; protein phosphorylation.